CGGCGCCGCGCCGGGACUCGCCCCGUCACCGGGGAGGAGGCGGAGCCGGAGCCGGCGGGGCCGCGGCGGCGGCAGGUGCCGGCGGCGGCGGGAUGGUGGCGGCGGCGGCCGGCGCGGGGCCGUAGGGCAGCGGCGCGCCCGGCCGACAGCGGGGACGCCAUGGGCAGCGGCGGCGGCCCCCCGCGCCCCGCCGCGCCUCUGCUGCCGGUGCUGGCGGUGCUGGCGGUGCUGGCGGCCGGGGCGGCGGAGGCGCGGGCCACCUCGGAGAGCCAGCUGCCCGGCGCCGCGGCGAUGGGCACCGGCACCCCGCCGAGCCCCAGCGGCACCGCUUUCGAGGAGACGCGGCUCCACGUCUUCACCCUGGACUACCCCCACGUGCAAAUCCCCUUCGAGAUCACCCUCUGGAUCCUGCUGGCCUCCCUCGCCAAGAUCGGCUUUCAUCUGUAUCACAAGUUGCCCUCAAUAGUACCUGAAAGCUGUCUCCUUAUUCUGGUUGGAUUGCUUCUUGGUGGGAUUAUUUUUGGAGCAGAGGAGAAGUCUCCGCCUGUAAUGAACAGUGAUGUUUUUUUCCUGUAUCUUUUACCACCCAUUGUACUCGACGCUGGAUAUUUUAUGCCAACUCGUCUUUUCUUUGAGAACUUUGGUACCAUAUUCUGGUAUGCUGUGGUGGGCACGCUCUGGAAUGCCAUUGGCAUUGGAAUUUCACUUUAUGGAAUUUGCCAGAUCAGUGCAUUUGGUUUGACUGAUAUCACAUUGCUGCAGAAUUUGCUUUUUGGCAGCCUCAUUUCAGCUGUGGAUCCUGUGGCGGUGUUAGCUGUUUUUGAAAAUAUUCAUGUCAAUGAGCAGCUUUACAUCCUGGUGUUUGGAGAGUCUUUGCUGAAUGAUGCUAUAACUGUGGUCCUGUACAAUUUGUUCAAGUCUUUCUGCCAGAUGCGCACAAUUAAGGUUAUUGACAUAUUCGCUGGGAUUGCUAACUUCUUUAUAGUGGGGAUCGGUGGAGUAUUGAUUGGAAUCCUUUUGGGAUUUGUAGCAGCCUUUACCACCCGUUUCACGCAUAAAAUCCGAGUGAUUGAGCCACUCUUUGUCUUCCUGUACAGUUACUUGUCAUACAUAACAGCCGAAAUGUUUCAUCUCUCGGGCAUCAUGGCGAUUACAGCUUGUGCCAUGACCAUGAAUAAAUAUGUGGAGGAAAAUGUUUCUCAAAAAUCCUAUACGACAAUAAAAUAUUUCAUGAAGAUGCUGAGCAGUGUCAGUGAGACCUUAAUCUUCAUCUUCAUGGGAGUGUCAACAGUUGGGAAGAACCAUGAGUGGAACUGGGCCUUCGUUAGCUUCACCCUCCUUUUCUGUUUAAUCUGGAGGGCACUGGGUGUUUUUGUUCUGACUCAGAUCAUUAAUGUUUUCCGGACAAUUCCUCUCACUUUUAAGGACCAAUUUAUUAUUGCCUACGGAGGCCUUCGAGGAGCUAUUUGUUUUUCACUUGUAUUUCUGCUUCCUCCUGCUGUGUUUCCCAGGAAGAAAUUGUUCAUCACUGCUGUUAUCGUGGUGAUAUUCUUUACCGUUUUCAUUCAGGGAAUAACAAUUCGUCCACUGGUGGAGUUUCUUGAUGUCAAAAGGUCAAAUAAAAAGCAGCCUGCUGUCAGUGAAGAAAUUUAUAACAGGUUCUUUGACCACGUGAAGACUGGAAUUGAAGAUGUGUGUGGACACUGGGGUCACAACUUUUGGAGAGAUAAGUUUAAAAAGUUUGACAAUAAAUACCUGCGAAGACUUCUAAUCCGGGAGAACCAGCCCAAAUCCAGCAUUGUUUCUUUAUACAAGAAGCUGGAAAUCAAACAUGCCAUUGAGAUGGCAGAGAGCGGAAUGAUAAGCAAGGUCCCAUCGUCGGUAUCACUCAGUGAAUAUCAUGAAGGAAAGAUAAAGCCACUUUCUCCCACUGAAAUGGAAAAUAUGCGGGAAAUAUUAACAAAGAAUCUCUAUCAAAUACGACACCGAACAAUGUCAUAUAACCGUCAUAGCCUGGCUGCAGAUGCAAAUGAAAAGCAGGCCAAAGAGAUUCUGAUCCGUCGCCGGCACAGCCUUAGGGAGAGCCUGAGGAAAACAAACAGCCUGUCAAGAGAAAGACCGGCUGCUGCAAAUACGAAAAGAUUCCUUUCACUUCCUAAAAACACAAAACUCCCAGAGAAACUACGAGUGAGAAAUAAAACAUCUUCCAGAGUGGGCGACAGCAGUGACUCUGAGAUGGAUGCCGCGACGACAGUCCUCAAUCUAAGACCCAGAGCAGGGAAAAUCUUGAGAGACCAGAGACUGAGACAGCAGAGGCCACCACCUGAGUUUAGGGUGGAGUGGAAGAACGAAGUUGAUGGGAGCCAGGACAGACAAGGAGAGCAGCAGGAGCCAAGCACCUUGCCUCAGCCAUCCAUUGGGUUCAGGCAGCCCCUGCUAACAAGACCAAGAUUUGGCACUUUGAGUAGUGAAGAUUUGACUGCAGACCAUGGGUCAGCACGACCCGUGCCACCACCACGGUUAGUCAGGCAGGCAUCACAAGGGGAAAGGCAGAGAAAUAAGCCUGAGAACCAGCCGUACUGAACCUAGCAAAAAGAGACCUAUUGGUAAUAAACUAUGGACGUAUUGAAUUAGGAUUUGAAACUAUCUGAUCAGACUAUGGGAUCCAUUAAAAAAAAAUCACCAAGCCUCAGUGUGGAUCUAACAACUUCCAUUUGGGUAAAGUCAAUGCCAUUAACUAAGUAAAAGGAAUACUGGAACAAUUGCAACGCUGAAGACAUUUAAAAAAAUUAUCUCUUUUAUAAAUAACUUAUGGCAAUGCUUUAAUUACAUUAUUUCCAUUAUUAAGAUAGAACGGAAAUGUGCCUUAUCACAUCAUCUCUUGUGGAACCAAGUCAUGCAGGUUCAAUACCCAGUUAUCCAAUGAAAAUCAUUGUUGAAAGUCCAGUGAUGAAAGGAUUCUUUAAAAAAUUUUGUAUCAUUUCAGAUUUUAUUUAUAAUCAAAUAAUACUUGUUUUAACCAGAGCUUUAAUAUGAGUAACACUGAAAAUUGCACAAUGCACCUACCAUAUAGACUUUGUAAGAAGAGUAAAUAUAUUCCUGAAGCCCAGUUUGUUGAAAGAGCUGUGAUGCAGAAAAAGAAGAGAAGGAACAGGCUGUAGGAGCAGGAUUGCAAAUACAGUUUAUAGAAAGGAGUUGCAACAGAGACAAGACCUGAAUAGCUUGAAUUGUUACUUCCUGAAUUUUUGGCAAUAUGUUACAUUUGAAAGGUACUGAGGAUUACCUAAGGAAAUCUGAAUUACUUUGACUUUCACUAAUGUCAACAUGAGCUGAGAGUACCUAGCAGGACACCAGAAGCCCUAAAAAGAGAAAACUUCAAGCGGAUAAAUAAUGUUCUUAUUCAAAAUUGCUUUUUGCACCUUAGUUUCUUGGUUGCAGUACAAACACAGCAGUAGAAUAGUUGCAGAGUACUGCACGUAGACAAAGCAAGCAGCCUCCUGUUUGAGUCAGGGACCACUGAGACUCAAGAAAGCUGGUUCAGUCACAUUUGUGAGCCUAGUCAACUUGUUUUACUUUUUGUUUCAUCUGUAAAAGGGGAAAGAUAGUAUUUUCUCUGUCUGAACUAUGCACUCCAAGGAACAAAAAUGUUCCAUCUAAUUUGUUUGUACAGAGAAGUAGCACAGCAAGGCCCUGAAAUCGGUUGAAGUCACUGUGCACCUUAAUAACACACAUAAGAAACAUGGACUACUUCAUCCCAGUGUAAAUGGCUGCCAUUUGAGUGCAUACGGGAAGGGAGGGUGCAUUAAAAUAAAUGAUACUUAACUGUAGCUCUCAGGAAUUUGCACUUUCUGUCCCACUUAAUCUGUCUUAAGUUUUGAGCUUGCUUUAGCACAGAUACACAUUUCAGCACAAUGCAGAAAUCAUUUUCAUGCUACAUGUUACAAGAUUGAUAGCUUCCAUUGAAGAAUGUACACUGUGAAAUCAUAACUUUUCUUUUUCAUUUGCGCGUUUCUAAAUCUGUGGGCAAUAAGAUUAAUUUUUUUUUAUUCAAGCUUGUCUUGAAAGAACUAUUAAAAAUCAGAAUUUUCUUUUAAAAUCACAGGGUAGAUUUCUUUCAAAGGUUCAUGGGUGGAGUUAAUAAAUUAGUUUUAUAAUUGGGGAUUUAAGACUUUCUUCUAACGGCUUUGCCAAAAUAUUUAUUUCAUGUAUGUAUUUGAAAUGUCAAACCUUGUUAAACUCUUGUAUUGGCACAUGUCUUUUAGUCUUUUUCUUCGGUUUCAGCUAUGGAAGUUUCUGCUGUGUGUGAAAUGCAAAGUCUAAGAUGUAGAGGAAUGGCUAUGUGAACCCUAGAAAUCUGAGUCAAAUGUUUAUGGCUAUUCUCAACAAAUGAUUUUUGUGGAAGGCAAUACUUAACUAUCCUUUAAUGAUCAUCUCCUCUUUGGAAAUAAAACUGAGUUCAAACAAAGCCAGCAAGCUUUAAAAACAAAUUUAAACUUGUCUUUCAAUGGGAAAAUAUGUUUCAUCACUGAAACUGUCAGUGAGUACUCUGUUACUGAAUUAUUGGGAUCAAGUCUGAGUAAUAAGCCUUCAGUUUGGAUUUCAGUUUUGAAACCAUGUCCUCCUUGCAGAUCAGACUGUUUAGAUUAGGUGUUUUAUAUCAGGCUCAUCUGAAAUCUGACCAAAUAAAUAAAUAAAUGUGAAAUGUUGCACAUCAACAUUUAGUUUACUCCCUGUGGAGUUUUCUCAUUCACCUGCUGGUAAUGACCAAGCAAUUGGCUCGUAUCUGGGGAAAGCUGCCUUUUUUUUUCACAUGGAUAUCAGUUUUCAUGGCACAAUUUUAAGUAAUGAAUGCAGGUUUCAGGAACCUUACUGCUUUGCUGGUUGUCCGUUAGUAUGGUGCACGCUCAGAUCAUUGGUACUUAAAUUGCGUGCCCCACAGUAUAAGCACAUCAAAUUGGAGGUCAUUUUUAUGAAAUGUGGUCUUAAGCUCUUGGUGCUGCAAAAAAUGCUAGCAUGCUGUUACCUUUCCAAAGCACUUUGAGAUCCACAGAAUACAAGCAUCAAGGCAGAUCUCCAGCAUGGUUACACUGUGAAGCAGAAGCACAGGUCUCCUGGAACUCUGUCUCCUUGUAAGUGCUCUUUUCCUUCCUCACUCCUGCUCCUCCCACCCUUUUCAGGCUCUUUUGCACUAGUGCUGGGUCAGACCCUCAUCACCUCUGGGAACUACUUUUCUGGGUGUUCUCCUUUUCAGCAGCAGUGGCAGGAGCAGGUGACACAGGCUAUAUCCCAGGUAGCCCUUCUUAUUCAACUCUUGCUCUGGUUUGGGUCAGAGGUUUGCCGUUUCCUAUCUUUUUUGUUUCUUUUCCUGCAAAGGAAAAGCAAGUUCAAUAGCACAUUUUGAUCCUUCUAAAAGGCCUUCAGCUUGCUGAGGAGAAUUUUCCUUCACGUUCCCAUCAGUUUGCUGGAGAACGGAAUCACCAGUAAAUCUGUCCUCGAGCACCAUCUGAUGGGGAAAGUCAUGUACUGACUGGGAACGUUCUUCACUUUUUCAGGAAACCACAUCUUCAGCAGUGACUGGGAAACUCUCCAAAUCCACAUACAAAUUUUUUGUUUCCAGAUGGACUCCCCAGUACGCUCUGUAGCAUAUUUUACUGCCUUGGUGUGGAAGCACAAUGCACAGUUGCUCAGUUUUAGGGACAGUAGGAAAAACGUGUUACACUCUGAAUUAGGGUUUUCCCUAAUUCAAGGGAAAUUUUAAAUUUUAAGGGGUGUCCUACUUGGUACUGAAGUACAAUUCAAACUUCACUGAAACCAAAGGUGUUCAACAAAAGAGAACCAUGCUGAGUAACAGUUCAGAAACUCGAGAAUAUCCUCUCCACCAAAGCCCCAUUGAAAUCACACGGAGAAACAAAGUUAAAAAUUUGGCCAAAGUAAUAUACAUGCUGUUAUGAAGAAUAUCUUGGGGUCUUUACGAGCAAACACACUGCACAACCUUUUUCAAGAGAUGCCAAGUCCACCAAUUGCACACACCAGCAACAUUUUAAGGCAGACACUGCAAGAAAUGCUUCAGCUGGUCGCCAUUUCCAAAAUUGCCUUAAGUUCUUCCAACACCCCCUAGCCUCUAAAGAAAAGAUGGAUUUUGAAAUUGGCUGAAGAAAUGCUUUUUUUACUACUAGAGAUCUGAUCCUAUAAAAAUAUGCUUGUGAAUAUGCUUAAAUCAUGACAUCUGCAAUACACAGCCCCAGCCAAGCCAACAAUAGAUUGCAGACCAGGCCAGAAAACGUGACAGAGGGGGGUAUCAAGUCCAAGCAUGAGAAGGAGGAACUGCUUUAGGACACAGUAGAGAGAGAAAAGUCAUAGACUACCUGAUUCAGGUGCUAUUCAAGUCUAAGAGAGAGGACUAAUAGUCUUUUUUUAAUCUCUCAUUUUAGCAGAUGACAUAACGUGAACUUUCUAGAUAAACCUGCAGCUGCACUUGACAGUUGUGUGAACGACCACAAGGCAACUGUCUUACAGCUUUCAAGUCAAAGAGUUUCAUCCCCCUCUCAGCCCGUUUAUUAGAGAGCCAGCUAAAUGGGGAGCGACUUAAAAUAUAACAAUAAAGAAAUGCAUGGCAGCUUCAUUCUCCUCUGAACAAUCUAAAGGACCUUAGCAUUUGGGAGUUAAUCAAAACUGGGGCUGAAAAUUGCUCAUUCGGGAUACCGUGCUGAGCCACUUGAGAAUCUUGUCCAUCAGAAGGAUUCUUCUUGCAGGUGGUAGAGAGAUCUUCUAAUAGGACAACACGAUGGGAGAUUGGGUUAGCAUCGUUCCUCUCCCAGGUCGGCAAACUCUGAUGUGGCUCCCACACAGCACUGACAUGCUUUGGAAGCUUUUUUAAGCUGUGUGAUUUGACAGAAUAUGAGGGACUGAGACUGAGGAAGGGAAAGCACUAGUUAUGCAAGGUGCUCAGGUGAGCGUUCCUGGUUCAUGAUCAGGUUUAAAUUUGUGGCUUGUGAGUUACAACAGCAGUCUAAUUGCCACAGAUUAUGUUUCAAAAAGUCUUUUUUUUUUGCCACAAAAAGACACUUCAUAUCGAAGACCUCCUAUUUGCUACAAGUUUGACAGAAUGGAAGACCAGUUCCUAUCGUGGAGCACAUCUCAAAAAAAGUUCUCCGAUGUUAAUUUAGGAUUUAAAAUAACUAGAAAUUUGGCUUCAUUUCUCCUUGUAAGUUAACACAGAAGGUUUUCAAGACUUCUCUUUAAAACAAGCUCUACAAACUCUCAUUUUUAUGAGGAAAAGUCUGAGCUCCACUCACGAUCAUCCGAUUCUCAAAGUUCAGGCUCUAAUGUACUCCCUUAACAAGAUUCACGAUCGGCUCUCUGCAAAUGAGUCUCCAAAAUUAUAGCAAUAACAGCACAGUCAAGUCUUGGGUUUUCAAAUCCCAAAGUGUCAGGCUAUAAAGCCUAACUUACCCAGGGGUAUUCCAUAGCACCCAUAUAGAAAUGGGGGCUGGCAGCACCUGAACGUACCCAACAGAGGUUCCAGUCAGCUAGAACGUGACGGCAUUAGAGAGCGCUUGAAGUUAAGGAGCGAGCCAGUCGGUAAGCAAUGCUUGUCC
This is a messenger RNA of Falco peregrinus (peregrine falcon), 7598 nucleotides long. RefSeq names its product solute carrier family 9 member A2 (gene SLC9A2). Gene Ontology annotation, cellular component: membrane. Lineage: Eukaryota; Metazoa; Chordata; Aves; Falconiformes; Falconidae. Bases 160 to 2583 code for a protein of 807 amino acids. Gene Ontology annotation, molecular function: sodium:proton antiporter activity. The record is from RefSeq and is a predicted model, not a curated record. The transcript is spliced from 12 exons. Gene Ontology annotation, biological process: sodium ion transport; regulation of pH; proton transmembrane transport.